UGCACGAUACCUUUGAGCUAAAGUGCGUGAAAGUGAGUGUAGGCGUUCUCUGUUUAUCAUCUUCGGACUUGACAUGCGGACCCCGGGUAUUUUGAUAUUUGGACUGGUCUUUUCACCUUGCGGAUGGAUCCUGGACCUGACGAGCACUGUAGCGACCAACUGGCGCACUCUAAACAAUAUUGCCGGACAGUCUUCAGAUACUGUAGUGAACCAAGGUAUUUGGGAUAUUUGCAACACUUUCACUACAUCAACUCAAGUCAACUGUAAUCUACGAAGCACAGACACAGUAUAUUUCAGUAACCAAAUCAUACCGAUUGCACAGGGUAUGAUGGUGGCCUCGUUGAUUGUGACUGCUUUUGGACUGGCAUUUGUAACGCCUGCAGCGCGAUGCUGGACAAACCAGAAACCACGGUGGGUGCUCGCUAGCAUGGGCGGCCUUCUUAUCUUCUGCUCGGGCGUUUUGACCAUUAUUCCCAUCGCGUGGUACACUCACUUACUGCCCAACCUCAACACGUCUACCACCUUUAUUAAUCCCCAAAAUCGGGACAUACGAGUGGGAUACUGUAUUGUCUUAGGCUACAUUGGGGGUAUCAUGGAGGUCCUGGCGGGUAUUGUCAUAUUCAUUGGGAUAUGCAAAUGUUGCGGAGGUCGAAACCGCGGAGAGUACCCCCAAACUAGACCCCCAAGGACCACUACCAGACCGGUGCGACCGACACCACAUCCAAGAGUGAACGUGCCAAGAAGCAUCAGCUCGAUUAGCAGUUCGAGUGUCCCGUACUCCAGGAAUACACUUGACGACGACCUCGACUUUCCACGAGCGAAAGGUCAUCACGGAAAAGGAACGGUCAAUCCGUCAUACAGUGGAAGACCCUACGAUGCAGAUUUAUAA
Messenger RNA from Electrophorus electricus (electric eel), 889 nucleotides. Its product is annotated as claudin-23-like. The record is from RefSeq and is a predicted model, not a curated record. Gene Ontology annotation, molecular function: structural molecule activity. Lineage: Eukaryota; Metazoa; Chordata; Actinopteri; Gymnotiformes; Gymnotidae. Gene Ontology annotation, cellular component: bicellular tight junction; membrane.